Molecule: messenger RNA, 5985 nt
Organism: Electrophorus electricus (electric eel)
Lineage: Eukaryota; Metazoa; Chordata; Actinopteri; Gymnotiformes; Gymnotidae
Gene: rpap1
Product: RNA polymerase II associated protein 1
Biological process (GO): transcription by RNA polymerase II
Source: RefSeq, a predicted model, not a curated record
CUGUGAAUCGUUAUGUGUGUACAGUUUACACAGACUUAAUUCUGCAUAUUUAUUUUGUAAGCUACAUAAAAUAGUAGGAAAUAAAGGUUUUUUUCGCUAAGAGGAUAGUUCCUAAAUCGAUUCUCGAAUUGUUUGACCUCUGGCAGAUUUGAGGAUGUUACGACGUCCAAAACCCACAGAUUCCGAAUCGGACCUGCUCCGAGAACAGGAGCAGUUUUUAUCCUCAGGGACUCAGUCGGCUGUAAACAUAGUGAGGCGACCAGAUAAGCGCCGAGGGGACAUCGCUUCUGAUGACAGUGAGAAGUCUCUGGGAAAUCAAAGAGAUGUAGUGACAAUACCAGAUUUCCCUGAUCAGCUUCCCACACUGACACCUGCCCCUCCCAAAAAGUCACGUUUCAAGAAGGAGCGAGUGUGUUUUGAGGAUGAGGAUCCAGAGGAGCUACUGGACAGACAUGACACCCAUAUCAGUGCUGUCCUCUCCAGAAUUAUUGAAAGAGACACUAGUGCUGUACCAGUAUCAUUCCCAGCCUUCACAGGCACAGCUUUUCCCAAAGUCCUGCAUCGAUCUACAAUCCAGACACAGGUAAUGGCACCCAGAGGCAAAAAAAGUAUUUUUGCUAGUCAAAUUGCUGCGCAGAAUGCUAAAGUAAGAGGUGCAGAAUCACAGAAGGAUCCACUGGUCAGCACACCUCAGGCCUCUGGAUCCAGCCAUAUUGUCCUGGGUACUGUUGAUGGUCCAUUGCUGCUCUCAGGUGAGGGUCUAGGUCCAGAUAAGGCUGAGCAAACUCUAAAGAUCCACCAGGAGAACCAGACCAGGCUGCAGGGAAUGUCUCACUCUGAGAUCCUGGAGGAACAGAAGUUGCUGUUGGCCCAAUUAGAUCCAAGACUGGUGGACUUUGUUAGAUCACGAAAGUCUCAGAAAGCCUUAUCACCAGUAUCCCCACCUCCCCAAAGAGAGGUGUGUCCUGACCAGCCAGAGAGCAAAACUGUACAGCCUCAGUGUGCGAAGCCACAACUAGACUCUGAGGUGGUCCUGAUGAUGGGAGAUGAAGAGGAUGAGACGAAACCUGCAGUUCAUCCUGCAAUCACCAUGGAUGAGCUACCAGUGAAGCCCCAGAAGGAGUGGCUUCAUAUGGACAAACUGGAGCCUGAGAAACUGGAAUGGAUGAAGGAUUUGCCUGCCCCUAGAAGGCAGGGCACCAAAAAGGCUAUGCAGGCCCGUUUCGACUUUUCUGGCACUCUUAUCCCACCUGCAGAAGACCUGCCCGUUCAUCUUGGCCUACAUCACCAUGGAGAUGAGCCAGAGCUGGCAGGAUACUCACUGCAGGAGAUUUUCCUCCUCUCACGCAGUAAGCUGACGCAGCAGCGGAGUCUGGCUCUCAACACCCUGGCCCAUAUUCUGUCCAAGGCUCAUGCUGGGGAGUACUCCACGUGCCUGAGUGGCAGUGUGCUGGCCUCCCUCUUGGAUGCCGGUCUCCUUUUCCUUCUGCGCUUCUCCCUGGACGACAGCGUGGAGAGUGUGAUGUCAGCGGCCGUGCGGGCGCUUCGAGCGCUGCUGGUCUCCCAUGAGGAUGAGGAGUGUCUCGAUGCCACAUUCCAUUGGCUGCUGGGGACAGCAGUUUUCCCCCUGAUUCCCCCUGUGCAUGAGGAGGAAGACGAAGAGGAUGAAGAAGGUCUGGCUAAGUCCAAGAAGGAAAUGACUAAAGAGAGAGAGGAGAGGAAGCUGGACCAUGACGUUGCUCGGCAGGACAUUGUGAAGGCUUUGCUGAAGAUGCAGCUCCUGCAGCGACUGCGGUACAUUUUGGAGGUAGUGCGGCCUGUGCCGCGCACCGUUCUCGAUGUUCUGGAGAUUCUGAUCCGAAUUGCUCGCCACUCCACCUUUGCUGCUACUCAGAUCCUUGACUGCCCCCGGUUGAUGGAAACUGUGAUAUAUGAGUUCCUGCCUUGCACAUGGACUCCGACAUCCUCCCCAUACCCACCCUCUUUAUAUGGGUUGCCUGUUUCCACAGUGAUGAAGCUUCUCCGGGUUUUGUCGAGUACUGGGAGGCAUGUGUGUGCCAGAAUACUCAACUCUUUAGGGGGACGGAGGUGCUUGUCUCGGUUCUUAGCAAUGGAACCUUCGGUGCUGCUUUUAGAGCCAGGGGAAGCUAUUUGUUGCAGCACAGAGGCACUGAGGUUGUGGGCAGUGUCUGCCAGCUAUGGCCAGGCCAGCAAGCUUUACAUAGAUCUGUACCCAGUGCUGGUGAAGACACUGCAGGCUGCACAGAAGCCCUGUGGUCCCUCCGAGCCCCUCCAACUCCUGGAGCUCCAGCGCAUAACCGCCCUGCUGUCGCUUCUCACGCAGGUCACCCAUACUGCUGGCUGCCACGAGGAGCUACAGAGUGCCUUGCUCAGCUCUCAGGGUACAGAGAAUCUUCCCCCUCCUCCAGUGACGUGGGGUCACGUGACUGGCUUGCAGCCCACUGUGACCGGUUUGCUGAAAGGCUGCAUGAGAGCCUUGGAUGACCCAGGUCAGAGGUCAAGUGCCUUGACCCUGCUGCCGUGCUACCUGGUCUGCAUGGGGGCAUAUUACUCCCAGCUCAGUGUGCAAAACUCUUUCCAGCCAGUGCAGUGUCUCCAGGAACUAGAGUCUCUGACCUCAGAGGUGCUCAACCCACUCAUUGCUCAUCAGGCCAUGCACAUCAUGACAGAGCGCCUCAGAUCCAGCUCGAUCAUCUGUCAGCCUGUGUUAAGGGCUCCCAGCCCAGUGGCGGUCCCCAGCCUGCCGAGUCUGGGCUGCUGCAGGGCUCAGAGCGCCCGUGGCCUGGUCGCAUCUGAAUCACCUCUUCCUCUCUUUACUGCUCUCUUCUACCUGCUGGACAACCUUACGUCCAUUCACAGAGGCCUAGCCAAGAAUUUCAGCCCUCUCCUCCUUGCCAAACCCAUGUUGGCUUACCUGCGGUGCUGUGUUGGGGUGAUGCCCUCUGUGUCGCACACCAGCGCCUGGCUUCUACGUCAUGAGCACCACAUGCUCUACCUGCUUCUCCGGUUGGCCCACAGACUGGUUCCUGUGGACCCAGAGGUGGCCAAGCACGCUCCUCUGUUCCAUCAGGUGGCCUUGGCGCUGCUCUCCUGGCUGCUGCCUGGAAGUGAAUAUCUGGUGCACAAGCUCGUGUCCACUAUUGUCUUCAGUCACAUUCUCCUUCCGGAAGGUGCGACUGGGGGUCCUGAAGCAGCUACACUGGCAGAGCUGCAACUCCAGGAGAAGUUCACUCCGCUGACUGGCCUGGGGGCCCUCCUCCGCGAUGCCCUCUCCCACCUCCCCUCUAUCCGUGGCUGCUACCUCACCCACCUUGCCCACAUGGAGCAAGCUGUGCUCUCCUCUGCUGACCGCCACCUUGGCCGCAACCCAUGGCUAACCUCGCAGCUCCUCCCUGAGCUCACGGGCCCCUCCAUGCCCUCUGAUUGGCCCUUCCUGCCGCUUGUCAGCCUGUACGAGCAGGCGGGCGUACGGCAGGGUGGUGGGCUGCAGGUGGUGGCCCUGCCUGCCGGAGCACUGCAGUCGGUCGUGUACUGCCUGCAAUGGUUGCUGCUUCUGGAGAGCUGGAGAGAGCAGGCGCUGAAGACCGUGCCAGCCGGGGCAAAGCUGGCCCGUCUGGCUUGCAUCUUUCUGUGCUCCAGCGACCUCUUCCUGGAGCAGCCUGUGCAGGAGCUGACCUGGGCGCUGCUACGUGGGCUGACACAGUCCGGACGGUUGGAAGCCAUAGACUUGGGCACGCCUCCGCCUGGCCUGGCUUCCUUCCAUGACCUGUACGUGGCGCUGUUGGCCCAGUAUGAGGCCGUAUCAUUCGGUGACGCCCUCUUCGGUUGUUUCUUGCUUCUGCCACUGCAGAGAUGCUUCAGUGCCACCAUGAGGCUCGCCUUGUUCGGGGAGCAUGUGGGAAUAUUGCGCUCACUCUGUGUCUCCCUAGAGCAACUGCCCGUCCCUCUGGAGAGCUUCACCAAUCCACCAGAGGACUCGCUGCCCCUGCUAGGUCUCUACUUCCGCAGCUUGGUCACUGGGGCCUUGCGGAGUGACCGGUGUCCUGUGCUGUACUCUGUGGCCAUUGCCCACCUCAACGCCUUUGUUUUCUCCCAGGACGCUGUGUCGCAGGAGGUGGAGGCUACACGCAGGAGCCUGCUGAGAAAGACUUAUUACCUGACAGAUGAGGUGCUGAGGAACCACCUGCUGCUCUUCCGUCUGCCUGAGCAGCACAAUCCACUGGGCUUCAGCACCUAUGAACAGCUGCCAGCCGUCCGCGCGCGCUGGCUCCACAGCAUAGCGGGGCCUGAGGAGGGGAGUGGCAGACACAGGUGAACAAGCUGCUGAUGGCCUGUGUCUGGAGAAGCUACAAUAAACAACACAAGCACAGACUGUGAAAAUAAAUUUUCAUAGGAAUACACAGAGGGGAUGUUGUGUUCAUUCUUAAAUUGCAUAUUCUCAGUAAAAUGAAAUUUUAAUUGUGUCUCAGGUUGGUAUUCUGCAGGUAUGUUCAGUACUAAAGAGAAAGAGUCCAGGAGCAAGGCAGAAACAAAUGUUUCACUAAUUUUGUGCUGUGGAAGAUCUCUGGAAAAAGAUUCCUGCAGCCAACAAGAAAUUAAUGUGUCCCUGGGACAGAUGGUAUGUGUAAGGAGUGGAAUAGAGAAUUUUGUAUUUCUUAUUCCUCUUAAUAGCUUGAGAGGCACAGUCAGCAUGCUUUUCUCUUUCCUCUAUUCAUCAGUGCAUGAGUCACUGAGAAACCAGCACCACGUGCACUUCACUUAAAUUACUAGUGGCUAGGUAAUUACCUGUGCAAAAAAAGGCCAGAUCUACCAUAUAGGGGGCCUGGGCAAUUGUCUAGGAGCACUAGAAGGUCACUCACGAUAAAUAAACAAAAUAAUAAAUAAUAAAUAAAUUAAAUUUGAAUUGCAUGUUAACAUGAUUUGUUUAUUGCAUAUUUAUGUUCAGUUCAUAUUAGGUUUACCAGUCAGUGUAAAAAUCUAGCUGUAAAUAUCCAAUAAGCCAAGGUGUCGUUAUUGUGUAUGUCUUUGUUGGAUUAGCAUGUAAAACAUGGAUAAAAGGCAUUGCUUCAGUGGAUGUACCAAAUGGGAAAAAUAAAGAGACAAACUAUUGAGCAACAGAGCAUAGAAUCCACAAAAAAUCAAUGAGAGUGAUCAGGAGUAGUACUUUGUUUGGUAGCCAUGCUAACAUGAUGUUCUUAUGUUAGGUGAUUAACAGUGGAUGAGCCAUGUGUGUAAUUUGGAGAUGUUUAAGAGUGGUUUUAGGUUUGUACAAUCUGUGGGGAUGGGGCACCCUAACUACAGGCGCACCAAGUGAUCUUAAUCUAGCCCUGUGUGUAUAUGUGUGUGUAUUGGAGAGAAUGAUGUAAUGGAUGUUAAAAAAUACAAAACAAAACCAGCAGUCAAAUGUCAUGCUGACCAUGUCAUGUCAGUCCCACAAAGAAGCAUUUGGGGUGCUAGUUCACAUAUAUGACUCAUUCUCAAAGAGGGCUUAGUAUUAAUAGACUAUGGCAUCUAAAAUUGAUGCUGUGGGCCUCUGAAGAGGGAAAUGUACUUCCCAACUUACAGCCCUUCCUUCAGAGGUUCAGAAAUGUCAGUUCAGAGGCAGCCACUUUGGUCCUCAGAUUGGUGGCACACUGGUGCGCUGUCGAGCUUCCUUCCUGUGCUGGCUUGAUUGUUACAUCCUCUUAAUUUUUUUAGAGCGAAGGAAAAUAGAAAGUCUCCCUCAGGAAUACUUUGCUAGCCAGCAGAAGACAAAAAGCCCUCCUGUGAGCAAUGCUAAUAGUUGUCACACUGCUCAGCUGACAUCUGUUCUAGAUUGUCUUGCUGGUAGGGGCCACUAAGUUCCUCUGGAUGAUGCAGCUUCCCUGGUAGAAUAAAACAAACUUUUUUCCUGAUGUUAUCCUCCAGUUGUUUGAGACUCUGGUUUGGGAUUGAAUGGACCAUUAAAGUCUUUCCCUGUGCAAA